Molecule: messenger RNA, 414 nt
Organism: Melampsora larici-populina 98AG31
Lineage: Eukaryota; Fungi; Basidiomycota; Pucciniomycetes; Pucciniales; Melampsoraceae
Exons: 5
Coding region: 1-414 (137 amino acids)
Source: RefSeq, a predicted model, not a curated record
AUGCUAAGAUACUUUCUAAAGAUCUCAACUUUACUCUUAUCCUUGUGGAUUUAUAGUCUUGAGGUGGCGACCGUAGAUGGUGAACUGAUUUUCUGCACCGCAGGGUUUACAGUGAACAAAGACAAAACUGAUGCAGUCUGUAAGAAAAAUGAUCUGAAUAAUGUAAAGAAUUAUGAUUGCCCUUAUUCAAGAUGUUGGUGUCAAAAUCAUCAUUGGACCCCAUUCACAGGAUGCCGGCUCAAAAAAUCAAAAAUCAAAGGCACAAGUAAUCAAGACUGUGCGGAAUAUGAUUCCCUUCCAGACCGCACUUUCAGUUGCAGGAACCCCGCAGGCGUGGAUUAUAUAUGCGAUCCAAGUCCCGGGAGUCCUGAUAUUCCUCCGAUGGUUUGUGACAAUUGCAAACAGGGUAAAUAG